AUGAAUUCCUCUGCAUCAAUAAUUUCUCUGCCAGAAGAUUGUGUUUCUGCAAUCUUGUCACGCACAUCACCACAAGAUGCAUGUAGAUUUUCAAUGGUUUCCAAAACUUUUGUUUCAGUUGCAAACUCUGAUUUGGUUUGGAAGAACUUUUUACCCUCUGAUUACAAGAACAUUCUCUCUAGGGCUGUGAAUCAAUUCACUCUCAAAUUCAUCUCUUCAUGUAAACAACUCUUUCGUUUUCUCUCUCGUCCACUUCUCCUUGACGGUGGUAAUAAGAGUUUCAAAUUGGAAAAGUGUUGGGGUAAAAAAUGUUACAUGUUGUCAGCGACAGAGUUGGCAAUAGCAUGGAGCAUUGAUCCAAUGUUCUGGAGUUGGAAAUCAAUCCCUGAAUCAAGAUUUUUAAUGGUGGCUGAGCUGAGAACAGUGAACUGGUUAGAAAUAGAAGGCAAAAUCAGAACAAAUAUUCUAACGCCAAACACGUUAUAUGGAGCAUAUUUAGUGAUGAAAGUUUCUCAUCGAGCUUAUGGACUUGACUCUGCGCCUUCUGAAGUAUCAGUUAGGAAAGGAAACAUGGUAAAGAGAGGGAAAGCAUAUUUGUGUAAUAAAGAUGAGAAUAAGUGUAACAUGGAGACAUUAUUUUAUGGAAACAGAAGAAACAGAAUGGUUCAAGAACAAGAAGACGGAGAGAAUGUUGGAGUGGCAUGUAAGAGAGAAGAUGGGUGGAUGGAAAUUGAGAUUGGUGAGUUUUUUAGUGGGGAAGGUGAUGAGGAGAUUCAAAUGAGUGUUGCUGAAGUUGGUCAUCAGUUGAAGGGAGGACUUGUUCUUGAAGGCAUUGAAGUGAGGCCCAAAUGUAGUUAA
This is a messenger RNA of Lathyrus sativus (Indian pea), 858 nucleotides long. The record is from the annotation of a GenBank genome assembly. Lineage: Eukaryota; Viridiplantae; Streptophyta; Magnoliopsida; Fabales; Fabaceae.